This is a messenger RNA of Nicrophorus vespilloides, 2541 nucleotides long. RefSeq names its product rab11 family-interacting protein 2 (gene Rip11). Lineage: Eukaryota; Metazoa; Arthropoda; Insecta; Coleoptera; Silphidae. The record is from RefSeq and is a predicted model, not a curated record. The transcript is spliced from 7 exons. The coding region runs from base 349 to 1776 and encodes 475 amino acids. Gene Ontology annotation, molecular function: small GTPase binding. Gene Ontology annotation, biological process: regulated exocytosis. Gene Ontology annotation, cellular component: intracellular membrane-bounded organelle.
GAUUGUAAUUAUUCACUCAUUGUCUACAUAUUUUCGUGGUUUCGUGUUGAUGUGUUUAGGUGAGAAGCAGUGAGAAGUUGUUGUUGGUUGUUGUGCUACGAGCCACUCGAAGUAUUACCACUUCAUUCAAAUUGGUGAACUCCCAUCGCGCAUAACGGCAUUAUUUACGUUGCAUCGGAACCUUUCUGUGCGAUCAGAAAGUAUUUGAAAUGAGUAUAGAACGGUAAAGAGCGUCUAAAAAUACCAUCGGAAAUUAUCAAUCUUGUGGAAUUGGCACAUUUCACUUGCAAAAAGCAUUCUUUUACGCUUAUUAAAAUCUAAUUAGAAUCAAUUAAAGAACAAUAAAAAAUGUGGAUGCCUACACAUGUACAAGUCACAGUGCAAAGAGCCACUGAUCUUCUGGUCAAAGGGAAGAACAAUACGAAUGAUUGUUUUGUAACAAUUGCCCUUGGCAAAACCAAAUACCAGACAUCCGUGAAGAAGAAAGCUGAACCAUCUGUGGAAUGGCAUGAAGAAUGUGAACUUCCAAUACCUGAACAAGGGAAUACUGCUGAAAUAGCAUUAACAGUUUUGCACCAAAACUUUCUUGGUGUUGAUGAAUUCUUAGGUAGAGUCACUAUACCUCUGAAUACAUUGGAUACCUAUGAAAGGCCUAAAAACAGAUGGUACACUUUACAGAGUAAACCAGGCAAAGAAGAUAAAUCCAAAGAACGAGGUAAGUUAGAAGUCAAGGUUGCGUUCACGGUUAAAUCUGGUAGUUUGACGGACCUUAGCAAGAAAGAGAAACACAAGUCUUCAGUAGGUCAGUUAUCGCAGAUGGCGCAUUCCGUUGGCGGAAGCCUUCUGAGCAUUGGUAGCGUAGAUAAGAGGAAGGGCCUUAAGAAAUUUGCAAAAUCCAUUGGUUCAAAGAUGCACUUGAAAGGCAAAAAGAAGGACGACUUUGACGACAAUUCGUCUAUGGGUAGUGUUGCUAGUCUGAGACGAAGCACUAUUGCGAUUGAGCCAAGUUUUAAGAGCAAACAGACGUUUGAAGAUGCUGAUCCAGGAGUUGUCAGUGACGAGGAAGAUGACUUCAUGUUUGACGAUCUGUCUCAUAAGAGUUCGGCAAGCUCCUUAAACCAACCGCCGCAAACGCCAAAGCUGUUUGAGUCAAAUGACACCUUGGACGAAUCGAUGAGAAGGAAAACACUUCCACCCAGCAAACCUCCAAGAUUCGAAGCGAAAACUGAUGAAUGGGAGAUGAAGUUAAAUAAGAACAAGUCAAAUUUGAAGCCUAGUAGCCUGGAGAACUUGAAUAGAAGAUCUUGGGAGUCUCCAAAAUUAUCCACACGAAUCGAAGAGGAGGAUAUCUCCGAGCAACAGGAAGACUGGGUCCCUGGCGAUUCUGUGAGCAUCAAAUCAAAAUCACCCGAGUUGGCCCCAAAAAUUGAAAAAGAAAGCAUUAUUACAAAAUUACGGAACUUGAGAAAAGAUAAAAAUGACGAUAAAACCGAUAAGAACAAUGAGCGCGUUAUCAUCGGCGGUGAGAAUGACUCACCCGUGACCACAAACAAUAGAAUUUCUAACGAACUGCUGCAAAAAUUUGAAGGAAAAUCUAGAGAGGAUGUAAUUCUGAUGCUGUGCGAGGUGCAGUCGGACCUGGACCACAACAAGAAGAAGCUCAAAGACUUAGAGGAUUAUCUAGACGACCUGUUGCUCAGAGUGAUGGAGACGACUCCGAGGAUACUGCAGAAUCCGCCUCUCUCCCACCAGUACAUCAACAAUGCGUCAUUGUGAAAAGCAAAACAAACAAUAAAAUUACGUAAACAUCACUCGGUGCUUUGAUAACUACUGAUUCUGGAGAGAAUUGUAGUAUUUUUUUGUUAAAGCAUCCAUAUAGUAGUUAUUGGUGGGAGGGUUUAACGAUUCUCCGCAAGUAAGUUGACCCGAAAGUUCAAUAUUUAAUCAUCUAUGAUGUAUUAAUAGAUGCACAUUGAAACGUAAUUUGGUCAAAUUAAGAUGUGCUUCGUAACUUGCGAAUUGGUUUUUAGGACAUCCAUUUCCAUUAACACAUCGCAAGUGUGAUAUUUUACACAUACUUCUCUAAUAGCUCUAACAACUAUUAUACUAUUUUUUUCCCCGUUUUUUUUUCUUUUCCAGUGGAUAAUUCAAAUGCCAAAUCAUUUUAUUACCUGAUGAUUGUAUACUUGUUAUAUGAAUGAAUCGUAAUAUUUCUGUGAUUCUAAAACAAAAAAUAAUAAAUAUAUAUAUAUGUAUAUGUUUAUAGCUAUGACUAAAAAGAAAACGGUUAGGUUGAUUUUAUAAGCUUUAAAUUAUUUAUAUUUAACUAACAGACAUUUAUCGUUGGUUAUUGUUCUUCGAUGAACUAAUAUUUUAUUGAACAUGUAGUAUUUACUCAUCAUUAUGUUUAAUUGUAGUCUUCCCACAAAAGGUUUGUUUGUAUUAUUAUAUAGCUACUGUUUUCCUCUGAUCACAAAAAAAACGCCUUAAUUAAUGUGUCUUAAUAUAUUUCAAUAUUCAAAUUUGGGAAAGAAGGGCCUU